UACAAGAGCAGAGGACAUGGCAGGAGGCAUUUCAAAAGCAAAGCAUGUACAGAAUGUCACUUUGGCUACCAUAGCAAAGAGGAACCUGGAUCCAGCAUUACACCACGAUACAGAGGAAGAAUUGCGUAGAUCACUUCUGAGUUUGAGCACUGUCCGGCUGGACAGAGAGGGGAUCACAUGCUUGGGUAAUCUAGAAUGUGUGCAGGAGAUACACAGUUUGUAUCUACAGGAGAACCUAAUAAAGAAGAUCCAAAAUUUAGAUGUCCUUAAAAAUCUCCGAUUUUUGAGCCUCUCGGGGAACAGGAUUGAGGAAGCUGCAAAUCUAAAGUCUCUGCAUAAUGUGAAGUUUUUGGAUUUAUCGCACAAUUUAAUUCAAGAUAUAAAUACAGGAGAAUUUCCCCCAGGGUUACUUAUCUUGGACCUGACAGGGAAUACCUGCACACAGAAAAACGGCUACAGACAGGAAGUACUGAAGGGUCUGCCACUUCUUCAAGAACUUGACAAGGAGACCGUGAGAGACAGAUCUCAUCUAGAAUCUCUAAUGGAGAUCUCUAAUCAUGAAAUAGAGGAGAACAACAGCUCUGAUAGUGAUGAUUUCAGCCCAGAAGGCCUUAGCUCUGUUUCUCACGAGCUGCAGCAACGAUCUUAUCUGAGAAGAGAGAGAGCACUAAGAGAGCACCAAGACCGUCUGGAAGAGUUAAAAGACACCCAUGAGUUACUAACCCCUCUUUCAACUGAAAGAGAUUCCUACCACCCUUUGUCAACUGAGACAAGAAAUCCACAAUCUGUAACAAAAACUAAAACACCACCCACCACUAGUGAUCCAAAUCCCACUACCAAAAAUUCCCAGCCAUCAAUUUCAUCUGAAAAAACAACUGUUAGGAUGUCUCAAAUGUCAGCCAAUAAACCCUCCACUAAACCUAAAGUUACAGCCACACAGGCCUCUAGUAGAAUCUCAUCUUCAUCAGGGACCAGAUCUAAAUUAGGUGCUAACUUAUCCUUUUCUGGAGGUUUGCCCCAAAAGAUAUCUAACACUGCCCAAAAUCCAUGUAAAGCACAGGGUGUAUCUGCUUCUUCUUCAGUUGCGUGCAAUGGGAGACAGGCUGUGUCUGCUCCCUCAAAUAAAGGAAAAACUGUAAACAAUACAGUUCAAUCACAACUAACAGAGAAGACACGUACAGCUUCACAUAGACCCAGAUUGAGAAAGUGAUGUAAAUUACUCAUCUGCUGAAUAUAUUGUAAUUGUUGAUUGGUAU
Molecule: messenger RNA, 1256 nt
Organism: Pelobates fuscus (common spadefoot toad)
Lineage: Eukaryota; Metazoa; Chordata; Amphibia; Anura; Pelobatidae
Gene: LRRC46
Product: leucine rich repeat containing 46
Exons: 8
Coding region: 17-1210 (397 amino acids)
Molecular function (GO): protein binding
Source: RefSeq, a predicted model, not a curated record